AGAAUGUGACUGUGAUACGAUUUCAACAUUUACCGGUACACCUUUCAUGGAAAUGGCAGGCCAAAAAAUAUUUUUAGCCUCCUUUUUAUUCGCGGUCGGCUUCUUGACUCAAACAUUUGCUGUUUCCCCACCUCCACCGGCAUCCAUGAUCAUCUUGGAUGACGUCGUUUGCGAAUUGAAUACCACGGCAUUAUUCGUUUACCCGACAACGAAAAAGAUCCAGGACUACUGCAUGAACCGCACUUUUUCUGUGGUUCUGAGAGGUACUCCAUUUGCACCAGAAGCAAUUGACAGCAUGUACAAACUGAAGGUGAUAGUGGAAGAUUUCACGGUUAAGCCUGCUUUAAGAAGAGCCGUUGUUGAAGCAAAUUCAUUAUCAGGCAACAACAUCGUCAGCAGGAAUGACUCAGGAACCCGCACCUGGAUUUACACAGUCCCCGAGGCCACAUUACCAACAGAGCUCAACUGCACCAUGGCCCUGAUCCACGUGGUGCUCGAGUAUGGGACAACGACAUCUUCUCUGGACUCUUUAACCAGCGAUCAGCUACUUCAUCCACGGUUUGCUGCAGUUGGACAAAGGGAUGUCAUGUCCUUGUCCUUUCCAAUCAGUGGAACCAAUUGUGGCAGGGAAGUUAUGGGUCCACUUGAAAUUUCCGACUUUCCAUCUCCACCAACACCCGGAAGCAAUGACACCUUCAACAGAAACUCAGAACUGGGCGAACUCACGUUCAACCACACUCGCGGAUUCGAAAAUGGAACUUUGCGGCACAGCCGCGAAAAUUUUUCGCAGAAUGACACAAGCAGCAUUCGGAACCUGUUACCUGGGAGCAACAUGAGCAAUAAUGGCACAGGUGGUCAAGGACAUGAGCAAAGACCGCCAGGACGUGGCGAUAAAAGACCUCCACCUGGUUCUGAUAAAGGGCCAAGAACAGCUCAGGCACUGCGUUCUUCCCAGGACAUGCCUCGAACUUCGGGAAAUUCCUCGAGGCCCGAUGACCGAAGAAAUUCCAACGAAACGCGGAAUAAUACUUCCAGCAAUAAUUUCGGAAAUCGCAAUGAAAGUCGUCACUUCAACAGCAGCCGACUCGAAAGACUCGGCAACGAAUCAACAUCCCUCAAUAACGACACUGAACGAAGGAUGAAUCAAUUGCGAUUCGACAAAAAUAACAAUGACACAUUCCUCAACUCCUCUCGAGCAAAUAAGCACUGGAAUGAAACCUGGCUGAAUAACAGCAGCUCAUCACCACAACACCGAUCAUCAGAAAGGAACGAAUCUAGCAUGAUGAUGAUGGGGAAUGGGGGUAAAAAAUCUGGUGGGAACUCAUCGCGAAUGGGCAAUGAAUCGUUUUCGCAGCAGUCAGGAGGCAAUAAAACCGGGAAACCCGAACAACGCAAACCCCAACAGAAGGGAUCACAGAACCCGGUUCAGGCGGGUUCUGGUGCUGGAGGUCGAGGAUCUCAGGCAUUUGCAUCUGGGAAUGCUCGACAACCGCCUCCGCCAGGAGUUUUCCCCUGCAAUGAAACAAACCGGAAUCAUUCGCACAAUCAUACUCGUGAGGGACUCGGCUAUUUUUGCAAUUCGACCGUCGAGAAUUGCACUUUGCGACACCAUCAGUGGUGCAACGAAACAUCUGGCAACUGCACUUUCAAACCACAUCACAAUGAAACCCGUGGCUGCGAUUCAUCCACCAAUGGCAACUGCACCAAGGGUCAGGGUGGACCAUCGGGUAAACCCGGUGGUGGCGGUGGUGGUGGAAAAGGCGGUGGUGCUGGUGGAAAAGGCGGUGGUGGUGGUGGAGCCCCUCCAGGAGGUAGGGGAGGUGGUGGCAAACGAGGCUAUGAUGAAUUCCGGAGCAAACAUGGUUACCAAUCUGAAAGUCAAUACUCGUCAUCUUCAAUGUUCAAGGAUCAAAGUGGGAAUUUCCAAGGAAACAGUUGGCCUGGUCAGAAUCAAAAAUCAAUGAUGGACGGAAUCAAACAAAUGCUGGUCUCCAAUGGAGUUCGAAUUUACAACUCUGGUGACAAGAGCAUGUUCGCGUCAAAUGUUUUCAGUGUGAACAUAACAAAUUUCGGCCCUUCGCCCGUCGACUUGCGGAACCUUCACGCUCCGAAAGUUCGUGUUUUUCUGCGUCGGUUGAUGAACGAAAUGGGGGAUCAAAGUGGGAAUUUCCAAGGAAACAGUUGGCCUGGUCAGAAUCAAAAAUCAAUGAUGGACGGAAUCAAACAAAUGCUGGUCUCCAAUGGAGUUCAAAUUUACAACUCUGGUGACAAGAGCAUGUUCGCGUCGAAUGUUCUCAGUGUGAACAUAACAAAUUUCGGCCCUUCGCCCGUCGACUUGCGGAACCUUCACGCUCCGAAAGUUCGUGUUUUUCUGCGUCGGUUGAUGAACGAAAUGGGCAAUGCAUCAGGUAGCUUGCCUGGCUUGAAUGUCAAGGACGGAGACAUUCUCAUCGACGCCAACACAACAAGGCUGUUGAAUGGCGUAUCAACCAAUCUGCGAGUUAAUGAGUCCAGGAUUCUGAAUCUCACUGGAAUCAUUCUGCCGAAAUUCGCAUGUGGUCCACUGCUAUUAGUAGUGGAAAUCCAACUUUUGGUCGAUGGGGACUUCACUAAUAAUGUCGUCAAAUACCCAUUCUUCGUGGAUUGCUCCACGUUUUCUCCGGGCAACGAAAGUAAUAAUGGCAUGUAUGGCAACGGAAGUAGACAAGGAAUGAUGCAGGAACCGAUGAUGAGGCCAGGAACCCGAUGUUUGCCAAUUCAGGGCGAAAUUGAUCAAAUGACUUCGAAACCUGCUCCACUUUAUGUGAAAUCUGGAGACGGGCCUCGUGGCAAAACAACAGCCAUCAGUUUUGAGCCUGAAAUCGGAUCCACUGGAUUUCGGGUAUUGGAUCCCAAUGACUGGGAAAAUCAAAAGCUCAUUCAACACCACUCAGCUGUUCAAUCGUUUGCGUCUGUGUUGUCCAACGCAGGAAUCAAUUACACAUCUGGGUUUGCCAAAUUCUUCACCCUGUCCCAAGACAGAGUCUGUCCAGGCAGACUCCCAGCCCUGGACACAUUCAUGCGUUCCGUUGUACUGGGAGCAAUCCAGAGCGACGGUAAAGACGAACCCAACCCGACGGGUUCUUCUUCUUCUUCACCGUCCACUAGUCCUGGGUUACGGAACGCCUUGCAAGAUGUCGCUCAAGCGUUCGAACAAAUUGCAUUCGGAGGGUCCAAUNAAACCCCUAUCAGGGUCAAUUGCAGAAGUGAAGGUGGCAGAGCAAAGGCAAUGACGAACGAAGAUUUCGAAGCGCUGGUUUUCCUGAGUUUUGGUAUCGAACUUGGAAUCGGCGGCACCAAUGACACAAACACGGCGAUUCUGUCACGAAUAGCCUCGGACACGAAGGUCAUCACUGCUGCAAAAAACAUCAUGCAUUUGCUCUGGUGGAUGCGACACGACUGGCAAUUCAUAGCCCACGGAGAAAGAGACGGUAACACUACUUCAUCCAGGAUGACGAAAGAUGGUAACAACCCGUACGAGUCAUUCGGGAACGAUACAACACAAAAUGUCACCUCGAAACAAAAUGGAGAACAGCAGUGGGCCAGUGACAGAGCUUCGGAGGUCUGUUACCAAAAGGCUCAGCUGUUGCAUCAGCUGCUCAGGUCCGGAAGGACCCGGAACUUCAGGUCCAAGUUGCAGUGGAAAUCCGGUACGCACACAUUUUCCACGUUGUUUAUUUUCCAAUGA
Molecule: messenger RNA, 3727 nt
Organism: Notodromas monacha
Lineage: Eukaryota; Metazoa; Arthropoda; Ostracoda; Podocopida; Cyprididae
Source: the annotation of a GenBank genome assembly